AUGAAGCCCUUGAUUUUUCUUCUUCUAUCAAUUCUACUUGUUGUCAAUGCACAAUGGGGAUAUUCAAAUUACUACAUCCCGAAUGCUAACUACUAUUCACCGUAUGCCCCAGUGCAAUUGCCUUCACGAACUGUCGGUGCAUGGAUUGGCCCCGGGGGAUUCAAUCAACCCGGUCACACAACCAUUCCCAUAUCCUCAUCAUGGUCCACUUCCACUUCCACUACUUACUAUAGUGGAUAUGGUGGAUAUGGUGGAUAUGGAGGAUAUUAUGGAUGGGGAAAA
Messenger RNA from Mesorhabditis belari, 282 nucleotides. Lineage: Eukaryota; Metazoa; Nematoda; Chromadorea; Rhabditida; Rhabditidae. The record is from the annotation of a GenBank genome assembly.